Molecule: messenger RNA, 1806 nt
Organism: Gymnogyps californianus (California condor)
Lineage: Eukaryota; Metazoa; Chordata; Aves; Accipitriformes; Cathartidae
Gene: TFG
Product: trafficking from ER to golgi regulator
Exons: 9
Coding region: 198-1289 (363 amino acids)
Biological process (GO): endoplasmic reticulum to Golgi vesicle-mediated transport; COPII vesicle coat assembly
Cellular component (GO): endoplasmic reticulum exit site
Molecular function (GO): identical protein binding
Source: RefSeq, a predicted model, not a curated record
GGCGGCGGUGCCCGGGCUCGGACGGGGCGGGGGGCCUGCACCGGCGGGACCGCGGAGAAGCCAGACUUCCUGUUUUCUGGCACUGAUAGUGCAUGGCGGCUUAUCCUAACUCUGUCCUGAAGUGAGGUGGGAAAUCUGUCCAAUAAUCCAGCAUCAGUAAGACAGACAAGAGGUCUGCAGGCGAUAAAGAAUCCACCAUGAAUGGGCAGCUGGACUUAAGUGGGAAGCUGAUCAUCAAAGCUCAGCUUGGGGAAGAUAUUAGGAGAAUUCCUAUUCAUAAUGAAGAUAUCACCUAUGAUGAAUUGGUGCUAAUGAUGCAAAGAGUUUUUAGAGGAAAACUUCUGAGUAAUGAUGAAGUCACAAUAAAAUAUAAAGAUGAAGAUGGAGAUCUUAUAACAAUUUUUGAUAGCUCAGAUCUUUCCUUUGCAAUUCAGUGCAGUAGGAUACUUAAGCUGACAUUGUUUGUGAAUGGACAACCAAGACCCCUAGAAUCUAAUCAGGUGAAAUACCUGCGUCGAGAGCUGAUAGAACUUCGCAAUAAAGUCAAUCGUUUACUGGACUGUUUAGAACCACCAGCUGAACCAGGGCUUUCCACUAAUCUGCCUGAAAGUGAAGCUGUAGAUGGUAGGGAAGAAAAGCCUGCUGCUGCUGACUCUAAUGUUAAGCCAUCUACUCAAGUUAUAGCAGCAAGCAUGUCUGCAUUUGAUCCACUAAAGAACCAGGAUGAAAUCAGCAAGAACGUCAUGUCAGCGUUUGGCUUGACAGAUGAUCAGGUGUCAGGACCACCCAGCGCCCCUGCAGAAGAGCGAUCGGGAACACCAGACAGCAUCGCUUCUUCCUCCUCUGCAGCCCACCCCCCCGGUGUUCAGGCACAGCAGCCACCGUACCCCGGAACACAGCCACAGACUGGUCAGGUGGAAGGUCAGAUGUAUCAACAGUACCAACAGCCUGGUUAUCCUGCUCAGCAGCCGCAGGCUCAGCCUCAGCAACAGUACGGUAUGCAGUACCCAGCAGGCUACAGUCAGCAGCAAACCCCCUCGCAGCAAGCCCAGCAGUUCCCGGCCUACAGCCAGCCGGCGGCCCCGGCCCCGGCUGCCGCCUUCCCGGGGCAGCCGCAGCAGCUGCCGGCGCAGCAGCCCCCGCAGUACCCGGGGGGCAGCUACCCCCCGCAGCCCUACACCACGCAGGCCUCCCAGCCCGCCCCCUACAGCGGCCCCCCCGGCUCCCAGGCGGCGCCCGGCACCUACCAGCCGCGGCCCGGCUUCACCCCCCGCCCGGCAGCACCAUGACCCCCCCGCCCGGCACGGCCAACCCCUACGCCCGCAACCGGCCUCCCUUCGGCCCCCAGGGCUACACCCAGCCUGGACCCGGCUACCGGUAAGGAGGUGCCGCCGAACACGGGCCGCUGGCACGUACGAUUCCAUCCCAACAGACUCCAGGAUUUUUAACUGAGAUUCCAAAACUGUAAUGAGGCAAAACCAUAGCUGUCAAUUCAAUUCUGCGGGGGGGAGGGGAACGACCAAAUGAAUCUUUCCUGCUUUAAAUUGUAUACGCUUCCUAGUUUAAUUUGGGGCUGGGCUGUUUUUGGGAAACACUACCUAAAUGUCUGUAAAGUGAUUGACAUUCUAGCUUGCCUUGUUCGAAGGAUAUGAAGAUGCUAGUUGGAAGUUUAGCCCACCUAUCAGGCUUGUUUGUACUAAUACCAUGAUGUACUAAAUUAGAUUCAUUCUGGAGGUAAAACUAGGUAUGAUGUAUUAUAAAUUGUAAUGCUCACAUGGAAAACUAAUAAAAGCCCUGAAUCUAUUA